UCAACGGCGCGAUAAUUCCCACAUCCGCCCGCUCUAUACACUACUCUGCUGCGGCUCGAAGACAGCACUCAGUGUUCACGGAGACACGGAGGGAGGGAGACAGCCAACUGGAGUCUCUGUGAGUGGAUGGCGUGUUGUGACUAUUGUUGUGAUCUGUUGUUGGUGUUGCCGUGACCUGUUUUGGAGUUGGGUGUGGGUGGAGCGAUCAGCUGGCGCGGCGCGUGAAGCCCUGAAAGUGUUGUCGUCUGCGGUGCGUGAGAGAGACCACCUGUCAGCCAUGGUACUAAGCGCCACACUGACGUUCCUCCGGCGAGUGUACCAGUUAGCGGUGCGGGCGGUCUUGUGGGCGCUGUGGUCGUACAAGUCGCCCGCCCGCCCGCUGCGCCCAGUCACUGACCCGCUGUUGGUGCAGCCCGCCCACGUGCUCGCGGAGUGGAUUCGGGGCGGGAAGGUGACCUCCUACGCCGUGGUGAAGGCCCACGUCGACCGCAUCGGCGCCGUGAACCCCGUCCUCAACGCCGUGGUGGACGAUCGCUUCCGGCAGGCGCUGGCGGAGGCGCGGGAGGUGGAUCGCGCCCUGGACUCUUGCUCGCCGGAGGAGAAGGAACGCCUCGCCGCCUCCAAGCCGUUCUUGGGCGUGCCGUUCACGACGAAGGAGAACGUGCGGGUGAAGGGUCUGAGUCACACGGGCGGAUUAGUAGCGCGGAUCGGAAGGAGAGCGAAUGAAGACGCUGUUGUAGUCAGGUUGAUGAAGGCUGCAGGAUGGGUAUCGUUAGAAGGCGCUGGUCUUUAUACCGAGAAGCUGAAGAAGGGAGGAGUCCUUGUCGCCGGCCCGCUCGGACGCUGCGUGAAGGACCUCAUCCUCUCGCUGCAAGUCCUGGCGCCACAGGAUGCAACGGGACUCAUGGAUAAGAUAGAGAAAACGGAACUUUCCAAGACCAAAGUUUGGUGGGCGGAAGAACUAGACUCCCCUCUCUUCUCCCCCGUUGAUUUCCGAUUACGUAAUCUGCUCCACAAGGUUCUGCAUUUCCUCGAUCACUCCAACGCUGCUUACGUCGCCAAGUGGCCGCUAGAUAUGAGCGACGCCUAUCAGGUGUGGAGCAACAAAAUGGCCGACGAUUACAGCGGGGAACCGAGCCUGACGUGUGACAUGACGGACAGGAAGGGGGAGGUGAAUCUGGCGCGGGAGUGGUUCCUGUGGCUCACGGGUCGCGGCCGCCACACCUUCCCGACGCUGUUCCAGGCCGUCCUCCACAAGGCUUCGGGGCAGAAGAAGGAACCUGAAACUUCGCCCUUUUACUGGAAGACUUAUCAAGAGAAGUUCAAGGAGGUCCUGGGGAAUGACGGUGUGUUGAUCUUACCUGUCCUGCCCAUCAUCUCCCCCUACCACAACGAGCCCAUUCUCAACCCCUUCGAUAUCUGUUACACCGCAAUGUUCAACGCCAUAGAGUUUCCAAGCACGGCCGUGACGCUUGGACAGACGAGUGAUAAUUGUCCCAUAGGCCUACAGAUUGUAACUACACCAGGGAACGAUCACUUAAGUUUAGCAGUGGCUAAGGUUCUCGAGAAAAAGUUUGGUGGUUGGGUCCCCCCUUUCGAAGUACAAAUCCCGUCUUCUUCCAAGAAGGAUUCAUAGAAAACGUUUCAGUUACUUAGGUUUACGGAGUAACUUUACUAAUUUUUAUAUAGAUUUUUUUUGUUUUUGUUUUGAAUUUAAACUUUCUUAUAUAUGUUGACUAAGAACCAUUUUCAUAUAUAUCAAAUUGAUAAUCUUAUUAUAUCUCGUUACCCAGUGUUUAGGAGAGCUGAGUUGAAUAUCUUGAUAACAACCAGCAUGUAAAAUAGAACAGAUGAUAUCAGAACAUGAUCUAGAACGGAUUUAAUGUCAUGAGAUACCUCCAUCGUUUCUUUUGCCAACUAGUCAAUGAAAUAAAAGCACUUAAUAAUGAUGAUAACACAUU
Penaeus vannamei (Pacific white shrimp) is the source of this 1961-nucleotide messenger RNA. Lineage: Eukaryota; Metazoa; Arthropoda; Malacostraca; Decapoda; Penaeidae. The record is from RefSeq and is a predicted model, not a curated record.